CAUGUCUUGCCAGUCCAAGUCAGGAUGGGAAUCUCGUAUCCGCCAAUCCUCCGGCUUGCGGCUACCUACGAGCUUGGUCUAUGCGCAGACAGAGACAGAGAAAGGACACCAGAAUCAUGGCACCUUCUCGUCAUCAUCAUUGUCGUCGCUGCUGUCGUUAACUUUGUUUGCGAAAUUUCCCUUCGGUGCUCGACGACCACCACCUUCCCCAUACCCAAGCCUCACCAUCGCUCGUUUGUCAUUAACAGGAAAAUCUCCAAUCACCCUGCAGGACCACCCUUGUCAGUCCAUAUCAUCACCUGCACGAAAAGCUCCGUCGCACAUGCAUGUGCUUGCAAUCGUUACAUCCCUCCUCCAGCGACAACCCCGUUGCAUUGUCGAGCUCUCCAACACCAACACCUCUUAAUCUAAUGCUUGAAUCAUAAUAUUGCACACCUCUCAUCCUCCACAGCAAUGCCGUUCUUCAGAGAUCUGCGCAGACGCUCAAAAGCGAGCUUCCGGACCUCCGACUCCUCAACAGAAUCCAAUGGCACAGUCCCAACUGCAAAAUCAUCCUCGACACUCAAUUCCACUGGGGGAAGUACGACACCACCUUCCACCUACCACGCCAAUGGGUCUACUUCGAAUGUGCUCGGCUCGGCGAAGACAAACGGGGACACUCCGCCGCUGCCUCAACGACCGAGCGUCAUGGUCCCACCCUCGAACAGGAACAGUAUGAUAACUUUGUCGCCCUCUGGCUCGAAUGGCGCAAUGCGAGUCCCGCUUCCCACCUCUGCCUACGCACCCAAAAUCACAUCGAUCUUGGACAAUUCUGUGGUUUAUUCAAAAGUACUGUCGGUCAGCGGCGAAAUUGGAGAUCCCAACAUGAAAGCAUUGGACGGCAACUUGACAGUCCAUCACGAUAAGGACGGACAGGCUUUCCAGCCUACAAACUGGCCGGUAUCCGACUCUUACUUCAAAGCUCUGGUAUACCUAUCGCCCGGAUGGAACAAGAUACGAUUUGAUUUUACCUCCCCAAAACUCAGUUCCAUCAGCAGCGCUUCGGCUCCCACAGCACAUAGCUCCUACAUAAUGUUGAACUACUUACCCUUGAACAGCGCCCCGCCUUUGCAGUUGGUCAUCCUUGCUGGCAAGGACUCACCCUGCACGUUCGACGCAGUUCCACAACGAGUACAAACCGAAGGCAACGACCUCUCCAUGGCCAUCAGGAAAUUCCGCAUGGCCGCUCAUUUGUGGCAGGCAUUCACGGCUGAACAAAUGUACAGAAACAAGUUUGGACGCCGGUGCUUCAGAUUCGAUGAAGAGUGGCAGACGGGCACACUUUCCAUUCGUGAUUGGGAAACGGGCCAGAUGAAGAAUGAGACCAGAGUGCAUGUCGUACGGUCGGAAAAGACUACUGCAGAACUGCGAGAUCUGCAGUACGCACAACAGCACUCCCCUGCAGCCCAGAAAGGUGAACUGUAUUCAAUUGCCGCAGAUGCCGUCAAGAAAUAUUUCAACAUCCGGCCAGGUCAAAAGCAGUAUGUGGCCUGUCUGCUGCUUGACGCUCACUGGGAUCCAGAAGCGGACACUAUCCGCGGCCACGCUGCACUGGGCGGUACCGGUGACGAUCUCGGUCUAGCAAUCUUCGGCUCCCACGCGCUUCAGAGCUAUCCUUCAUGCAUCGAAGAGAUUGUCCCGGCCUUUAUGGACUGCACGAAGACCGACACCAAAUUCGUCGCAAACGACUGCAAUGAGUCCGGAAGCAGUUGGGAAGCUGCCAAUAUUGGCAUUGGCGCUCAUCUCCACGAAGUUGGCCACCUAUUUGGAUGCCCUCACCAACAGAAUGGUGUGAUGCUAAGAGACUAUGUGCGCCUCAACCGAUCUUUUGUCAUUCGUGAGGCAUACUCGACCCGGACGAAAUCACCCGGUCUCAAAGUUUGCCGGCAGGAAGAUGAAUGUGGUUGGCACAGAUUAGAUGUUUUGCGCUUUCGAUAUCAUCCUUGCUUCAGACUCCCUGGCGACGAAUCUUUGUCACAGGACGACAGUAUUCAAUAUUUUCCUGCUGGUAAUGGACGAAUCAUCUGCUCGGCUGCCACCGGAAUCUCCUUUGUUGAGCUCUGGAUGGAAGGCGACGAUGUGUGCCGACAUUGGAUCGAUUUCACAAAUAGCGAUUCUCGAAACAGCAGCCUUCCUAGGCAGGUCACCUUGACAGAGAGCGAUCUCCGCGCUCGCCUUCCCGAAGACAAGAAGAAGGUUAAAUUGGCUCUCGAAAUCUUCAGUGGCGGUUCCAGGAAGGAGAGAAUCGAUGAUGCGGAUGAUCUUUUAUCGAAAAAGAAUAUUGUCAGUCUACCGCUUGUCAGACAGGCUCCCAAACGAGAUGAAGGCUUGACCAUGAAUGCCUAUAACAAUGUCAUGGGUCUAGGCAAAUCAUUUGAUUCCAGGCCUGGCUUCAGGGGCAAGAAGCUAGGCCACUCUCAGCUGGAAGGCUCCAGACCAGAAGAAGUAAUUCUGGAGAGCACUCACCUUCAAACAAAGCUUUUAACGUCGGUCAAGGUAUAUCAUGGAUAUGCUCUCGAUGGGAUCGAGUUCUGCUACGAGGAUGGUCACAGUCAAUUGUUUGGGAAAAGAGGCGGCAAACCCGGCGGUGAUGAAUUCUUUCUUGAUACGCGCCGAGGCGAAACAAUACUCGGGUUCUAUUUGCGGGCGGGGCUUUGGGUCGAUGGUAUAGAGAUCUUGACCAGUACUGGACGACGAUCAGGAGUCUAUGGCAAUGCUACAGGAGGAUCUGGGCAUACUUUGAUGGCUCCUCGUGGUUACAUGCUUGCUGGCAUUUCAGGCAGUUGCGGACCAUGGAUAGACGGUUUCCAGAUCAUCAUCACGCGGUAAUGCUUUCUAGGGGCGCGCAACAACAUGAUUGAUGGCGGAAUAUUCCAUGGUCUGCGAGGUGGGUAUCAUCAAAAUUGCGGUGUUGGCUCCUGGGUGAAUUAACUAACGGGAGAAACACAACAACUGGGUUUAAUGAUUCAAGCAAGCGCAGCAUCGCGUAAGACGUCUACGCCUUUAGUCUUGUAAGCCUUUCUUGGGCGCAACAUUUUUACCAACGCACCCGACGACGGGAUACGGGAUGCCAGAGUGCUGGGGACAGAACCCCUACCAUUAAUUGUGGAAGCAAAGUCGAAUCAAUUGGGAGGAAUCCUAUGUCUUAUUAGACGCGAACCUCGUGUGGUCGAAUGAGCAAAAGUGGUCAUGUUAUGGAGGCCGAGCAAUACAACCUUUGCAAUAUGAGGUAGGUCAAGUGGCAACUGCCACCGUGGCCUACGGGAGCUUCAUGAUGGGUAUGAUCUCCAGAUAUUAGUAAUGAUCAGGAUUAUAAUUCAAGGUCAAUCAUCAAAAUUGUCG
This is a messenger RNA of Exophiala xenobiotica, 3381 nucleotides long. RefSeq lists its product as uncharacterized. The transcript is spliced from 5 exons. NCBI's taxonomy places the organism in Eukaryota, Fungi, Ascomycota, Eurotiomycetes, Chaetothyriales, Herpotrichiellaceae. The record is from RefSeq and is a predicted model, not a curated record. Gene Ontology annotation, cellular component: cytoplasm. Bases 454 to 2868 code for a protein of 804 amino acids.